Molecule: messenger RNA, 1049 nt
Organism: Camellia sinensis
Lineage: Eukaryota; Viridiplantae; Streptophyta; Magnoliopsida; Ericales; Theaceae
Product: early nodulin-like protein 18
Cellular component (GO): plasma membrane
Molecular function (GO): electron transfer activity
Source: RefSeq, a predicted model, not a curated record
GGCAGUGGCAGCAUCUUAAUUCUAUUGCCUCUUUGCCCUUUGCCUUUAUUCUCUUGUAAGAAGAGGCAAAUCUUCAUUCUUCUUCACUCUUCACAUCCAUCCAUAUCUACUCAGUACCCACCCACUAGUUUUCACAAACCCCCAAAAAAACAUGGUGGAACAGAGAAGUUGCAGCAACCUAGGAGGCCUUGUAUUCCCAUGUCUUCUUCUUCUGAUUAUCUCUUUUUCAGGAUGUGUUGAAGUUGAAGCAUACAAGAACUACACAGUUGGUGACUCAUUGGGUUGGUAUGACACCCUUCUCAAGCCUACUGUCAAUUACCAAAAAUGGGCUACUGGCAAGAACUUCUCUCUUGGAGAUUUCCUCAUUUUCAAUACUGAUAGUAACCAUUCGGUGGUACAAACAUACAAUUUCACAACAUACAAGCGUUGUGAUUCCUACAAUGCCCUAGAAAAUGACACCACCGAGUGGUCGACGACGGACCCUUCCUCCACCAGUAUACAGCCGGUCACGGUGGCGGUUCCUCUGGUCAAGGAAGGAAUGAAUUAUUUUUUCUCCGGCGACUAUGAUGGUGAACAAUGCAAAUUUGGGCAGCACAUGAAAAUAAAUGUGACAUAUGGACAAGGAUUGCCAAAAAGUUUGAUGAACCCGUCCGAUGAAGCCCCGGCACCGGCAAAUCCGAAUUCCGGCGACGAUCAAUCAGCACCGGACACUGUGGUUCCUGCAAAUUUCAGUAAUCCUCAAGAUAGUAGUGAUAAUGCUGUGGCAACAUCAGGGUCUGUUUCUUUAUCAACUGGUUUUCUAAAUGGAGUUCUUGUAUUGCUAGGGGUCAAUUUGUAUUAUCUAACAGGGUGAGAGGUAUUCAAAAAAAAAACAAAAAAAAAAAGUGCUUUAAACAAAAUAUUUUAUUAUUAUUAUUUUUUUUUUAUGACUUUUCUUGAGAGAAUGUUUUCUUUUCUUUUCUCAUUUAUAUUCAUUUGUGAGCUGUUAGAUCUAUAGGAAUGUAUGAUUGCAUUACGCUAAUUAAAUAUUUAUAUUUUCUUUCUUUUGU